AAUUUAGGGGACGGCCGCUGCUGAAAGAAAGGACGGGGAUUGGCUGGUAGGAACGCCUGUUGUGCGGCGUUUGUCGCCGAAGGUGUCCGGCGCCGGCUGGUGUGAACUCUUACUUCAGUCUGAGUCAACCCUUUGCUUUUGGUUCGUGUGUUUCUUCCCUUUUUCUCGCUCGCCUUGUUGCGGCUCCUAAUCUGGUGUGAGCAGGACCAUGGCGGAUCAGGGCAACAGGGGCCCGUUAAUAAGUGAAAUCAGACAGCGUUUUGAGACAGAAUAUUUAUCAGCAAAAAGAGAUAAAUAUGAUUCCAGGGAUAUAGAAAGAUUGCAUCAAGAUGAUACCUGGGUUGAUAAUUUCUUAAUAUGGCGAGAUGAUAUUGUGGAUGAUACACUGAAGAUGAUUGAUGAAAGCUUUCAGUGGAGGAAAGAGUAUGCAGUUCAUGAUUUGACUGAAUCUUCUUUUCCAAAAUUGAUGCUUGAUGUUGGUGCUACUUACAUACAUGGUUACGAUAAGGAGGGCUAUAAAAUAUUUUGGUUCCGAGUGAAAUUACAUACAAAAGAUUCUAAAACACAAUUUGAAAAAAAGAAACUAGUAGCCUUUUGGUUAGAGCGCUAUGCAAAAAGAGAAAAUGGAAAGCCAUUGACAGUGGUGUUCGACAUGGCUGACACUGGACUGAGUAAUAUCGACUUCGACUUUGUUCGGUAUAUCAUUAGCUGUUUUAAAGUAUAUUAUCCUAAUUUUCUCACAAAAAUUGUGAUUUUUGAAUUGCCUUGGGUAAUGAAUGCUGCUUUUAAAAUUGUAAAAAAUUGGCUGGGUCCAGAAGCAGCCACCUUGUUGAAGUUGACCAAUAAGAAUGAAAUCCAGGAAUAUAUAACUGCUGAAUACCUACCCCCCUAUAUGGGUGGGACUGAUGCUUUCAAAUACAGUUAUCCACCAUUAGUUGAUGAUGAUUUUCAAACUCCACUAUGUGAAAACGGACCCAUUACGAGUGAAGAUGAUGCUGAAUGCAAAGAAGUAGACACUGAUAACAAAGACAACACAGAUACUACUGAAGGACAAGCACUCAAUUCGAAAAAGGUAUCCCGCAACUGAAGGGUACAUAAGAGAAUGACACCUCUAUGACAUGUCUAUAUUUCCCAUUUGCAGUACCUAAUAAAAAUGCCUAAGAAGUAUUUGACCAUCAUAUCUUGCUGUCAGAAUCUAAAGUCCAUGUUAUAAAAAACUGAUAUGCUCAUUGCAGACAGCCAGUUUUAAUUCCUGGUAAAUAUUGCCAAAUUUCAUCUGACUGAUACAUUUUUGUUCUCGUGUGGAAUUUGUUUUCUGUUUCGCUUUCUGAUACAUAACUUUGAUUCUUUUGUCUAUGUUGUGUGAAGUACUCACUUAAUAACCCUUGCAGUUCUCCAGUCACAGUGACAGCUGAAACUGCCAGGAUUGCUGUGCUAAGUGAGGCGGUCAUGUGACCCCUUGUUUUAUGCCCACAUGUAAAAGGUAGAUUAAAACAAAGAAGUAUUGAUACUGGAGCUAUUCCAAGAUUCAUGUUUCUACUUAGCCUAAGAAAAAACAAUCUAGCAUCAUCAGAAUGUUUUCAUUAAAACGCCCUAUAUUCCUACCAAUACUGACUGGAACUUAAGCUGCAGUCCUCUCCUCCAAAGCAUUCACAAAAAAAUUGGUUUUGUACGUUCGAAUUGACAUCUAAUUUCUACAUUUAGAACCUGAACUGGUAUAUGUGUGUAUGUGCGUAUGCUACACAUUGUUACAUUUAUAUCUUUAUCUCAAUAACUUGACAGUCCUAUCCACAUCAAGAUAUGUGCUGAAAAUCUUUGCCAUCUCUUUGUCCCCACUUUAUUUCAUCUAUAUGUACUUUACUCAACUUAUGACCACAGUUGACCCAAAAUUUGCUGGCUCAGCAAGGCAGUUGUUGAAUUUUGCCCCAUUUUAUGCCCCUUUUGCUACAAUUGUUAAACAAAUUACUACAGU
This is a messenger RNA of Pseudonaja textilis, 1972 nucleotides long. NCBI's taxonomy places the organism in Eukaryota, Metazoa, Chordata, Lepidosauria, Squamata, Elapidae. The record is from RefSeq and is a predicted model, not a curated record.